AUGACCAUCACUGCCUCACCAGUCCGACUUCGACUCAACUCCGGCCCUCGCCUUCAAAUCGACGACGACUACUCCGAAAAAGUCCGCCGCUUUUCUUUAGUACUCGAUGAGGAAGUUCCGAAAAACUCGCCCAUCAAAAAGAUCAAGAAUAAGCUGAAGAAAAUGCUGAAGCUUCAGAAAAACUCGACCAACACACCAAAAUCGCUAUUCCUCGAAGAAAAAGACGACUCUGAUUCGGAAAAGAUCAACUUCAACAUUUCCGUCAUCCACAAUAGCUCUGGUAACUCCCUUGUCUUCUGGGAAGAAUCUUACAACCCACUUUAA
This is a messenger RNA of Oikopleura dioica, 324 nucleotides long. The record is from the annotation of a GenBank genome assembly. NCBI's taxonomy places the organism in Eukaryota, Metazoa, Chordata, Appendicularia, Copelata, Oikopleuridae.